AUGGCUGAUGGAGACCUGACAUUAGGAGGAAUUUUCCCAUUGCAUUACAAAGUAGAAAUGCCAGAAACAGAUUACUCAAAGCAACCUUUGACAGCACAGUGUAAAGGAUUUGACCCCAGGGCUUUCCGCUGGGCUUUAACUCUGAGGCUGGCAGUGGAAGAGAUCAACCAGAGGGAGGAUCUGUUACCCAACCACACACUGGGUUACAAAAUAUUUGACUCCUGUUUCACCCCAGUGACUGCCCAGAGAGCAGUGCUGGCAGCGCUGAAUGGGCAGGAUGUCGCACACAGUUCCAUGUGUUCUGGGGCAGGUCCUUUAUUAGCUGUAAUUGGAGAAUCUGGGUCAUCUCAAACCAUUGUACUUUCCAGGACUCUACAGCCCUUCGAAAUCCCACUGAUCAGUUAUUUUUCAACAUGCUCUUGUCUGAGUGAUAGGAGACAGUUUCCAACAUUUUUCAGAGUGGUCCCAAAUGAUGACUAUCAGGUCAAGGCCAUUGCUCAGCUCCUGAGGAAAUUUGGCUGGACUUGGAUUGGUGUUGUCACUGAGGACCAUGCCUAUGGCAGAUUUGCCCUGCAGGGUCUCAAAAGAGAGAUAGAGAACACUGAUAUCUGCCUGGCAUAUCAUGAAAUGAUCCCAAAAGACUUCAAACGGGAACGGGUCCUGGAAAUUCUGAAAGUUAUGAAAAGAUCCACAGCAAGGGUGGUGGUUGUUUUCUCUGUUGAGGGGGAGUUUUACCCCUUCCUUAAGGAGUUUAUGACUCAAAAUAUCACUGGAAUCCAGUGGAUUGCUAGCGAGGCUUGGAUAACAGCUUCAAUGUUAGCAGAGUCUUUCUCCUUCUUAACUGGCACAAUAGGUUUCGCUAUUCGCCAAGGACAGAUACCAGGACUGGGAGACUACCUCAUGACAGUAGACCCAUGGAAGUACCCAUCCAGUCCCAUAGUAAAUGAGUUAUGGGAGUCUCUGUAUAGUUGCUCCCCCUCCCCCUCUGUCCCCUCCAGCAGAAACUCUCAUCUGCCUCCAUGCACAGGACAGGAGAAACUUCAGCUGCAGCACUCUGCCUACUUUGACACAUCCAGUCCUCGUGUGGCCUAUAAUGUAUACAAAGCUGUGUAUGCUACAGCUCAUGCUCUUCAUAAUCUCAUUGUCUGUAAGCCUGGAUCUGGACCAUUCGACCAUUUAUCAUGUGCAAAUAUCAGCAAUGUUUAUCCCUGGCAGUUCCAGCAUUAUCUACAAGACGUUUCUUUUUCUAUCUCUGGUGAAAACAUGAAUUUCGAUGAGAAUGGAGACUCUAUUCCAUCAUAUGAUCUGAUAAACUGGCAGACAGGUCCAGAUGGAGAAAUUCAGUUUGUGAAAGUGGGCUUUUAUGAUGGGAGUAAAGGUGCAAAGGAUGCUGGGAAGGAACUGGUCAUCCAAGAGGAUUCAAUCAUGUGGCCCGGCAAUCAGAAUAAGGUGCUGGUCUCUGUUUGCAGUGAAAGCUGUGUUCCAGGAUUCAGGAAAGCUGUCCAUCAAGGACAGCCUAUUUGCUGCUUUGAUUGCAUACCAUGUGACACUGGCAAAGUUAGUAAUGAGACAGAUUCAGUAGAUUGUACUCCCUGUCCUGAAGAUUACUGGUCAAAUGCUGCAGGAACAAGAUGUAUACCAAAGGCAGUUGAGUUCCUCACCCAUGAUGCAAUGGGGGUGGCCCUGACACUGAUAGCUGUAGUAGGAGCCUGCCUCACAGUUGCUGUGUUGGUAGUUUUCCACUACUACAGAAACACCCCCAUCAUCCGCACCAACAACUCUGAACUGAGUUUCUUCAUUUUGUUCGCUCUGGCUCUGUGCUUUCUCUGUGCUCUGGUUUUUAUUGGAGAGCCCACUUCCUGGUCAUGCAUGCUGCGUCACACAGCUUUCAGCAUCACCUUCUCCCUGUGCAUCUCCUGCAUCCUGGGUAAGACCCUGGUGGUGCUGGUUGCUUUCACUGCAACUCGGCCAGGAUACAAAGUCAUGAAGUGGCUGGGGCCCAAACAGCAGAGAGUCAUCAUCUUCAGCUGUACCAUGGUCCAGGUGAUGAUCGGUGCUGCUUGGCUCAUCACUUCCCCUCCUUUCCCCUCCAGAAACACCCAGUAUCAGCGGUCCAAGAUUAUCCUGGAAUGCAGAGUGGGCUCAGAUGUGGCCUUCUGGUGUGUUCUGGGCUACAUUGGGCUUCAGGCAAGUGUUUGUUUCAUUUUGGCAUUCCUGGCCCGAAAGUUGCCAGGAAAUUUUAACGAGGCCAAAUAUAUCACAUUCAGCAUGCUGAUAUUUUGCGCUGUGUGGUUAGCCUUUGUACCUGCCUAUGUCAGCUCACCUGGCAAGUUUACCACAGCAGUGGAGAUCUUUGCUAUUUUGGCAUCAAGUUUUGGUUUGCUUUUAUGUUUAUUUGCUCCAAAGUGUUACAUUAUUCUACUGAAACCAGAGAGGAACACCAAACAGCAUCUGAUAGGGAAAUGGAUGCAGUAA
Chanos chanos (milkfish) is the source of this 2475-nucleotide messenger RNA. Its product is annotated as extracellular calcium-sensing receptor-like. Bases 1 to 2475 code for a protein of 824 amino acids. Lineage: Eukaryota; Metazoa; Chordata; Actinopteri; Gonorynchiformes; Chanidae. Gene Ontology annotation, biological process: G protein-coupled receptor signaling pathway. Gene Ontology annotation, molecular function: G protein-coupled receptor activity. Gene Ontology annotation, cellular component: plasma membrane. The record is from RefSeq and is a predicted model, not a curated record. The transcript has 6 exons.